Molecule: messenger RNA, 13169 nt
Organism: Zeugodacus cucurbitae (melon fly)
Lineage: Eukaryota; Metazoa; Arthropoda; Insecta; Diptera; Tephritidae
Gene: NaCP60E
Product: sodium channel protein 60E
Exons: 33
Coding region: 2769-11909 (3046 amino acids)
Biological process (GO): membrane depolarization during action potential; neuronal action potential; sodium ion transmembrane transport
Cellular component (GO): plasma membrane; voltage-gated sodium channel complex
Molecular function (GO): voltage-gated sodium channel activity
Source: RefSeq, a predicted model, not a curated record
AAUUUUAAUUUAUGAUAAAUUUAAAAUUUUUCUGGCAUUUUUUCCAUAUAAAUAGCAGCAUAUAAAUCUACAGUGGAUUUCAAGCAAAUAACUUUCAACAAAAAACACAUGAAAAACGAAAAAAAAAAUUAAAAAACUAAAAUGUAUGCAUUAAAUUUAUGCAGCGCGUGUGAAAAUACAUAUUUUCUAUGUACCAUGUGAAAUUAAAAAAUGCCCAAUAACAACAAAAGUUUGCUAAAAAAGUGCUGGAGUAAAAAUUCCGGCAUUGCUUAAUGCGAAAUGUGUGUAUAUUUGAAUAUGCAGGCCAUAAAAAAUGCAACAACCAAUAAAAUAUAUGCAACAUACAUAAAUACAUAUGUAUAUUGACGAUGAACUGAACUGAAUAUAUGGGUUAACAGUAAUUUUUGCGUGCGAAACUUGCAAGCUGCUCAACAAAAAAUUCAAAUAAUUACAAUAAAAUAGUACAAUAACAAAGUAAGUGCAACAAAAACAACAAAUUAAAAAUAAAUAUUCCGCGCGUAAAAGCCGUUAUACUGAAAUAGUAAAUAUUUCUAAAAAAGUCAUAAAAAAUUUACUUAGUAAUUACAUUACGGUAUCAUCAUAAAUUCACUUUCAAUCAAAUAGUGUUAAAAAUGCAUUGAAGUGCGCAUGUUUAUAAAAAAUGUGUGAAAAUCAACAAUGAAAAAGUGCUUGCCAUAAAUUGUAAAUCACAGUUUAAACAUACUAUAAAAAACAAAUGUAAAAUAAAUAUGUAAAAAACCGUGUAAAAAUUCAUGACUUUGAGGAGAAAAAAUUUCCGAAUUUAGAAUAAUUUUAAGCUAUGUCUGCAUAUUACAGUGUCCAAUUAAAAACCCAAAAAUAAAAUAAAAUCAUUUAAGCUCUAAAAUAUAUUUCAUUAAAGUAUAACUGUGUGCAUAAAUCAUAAUAUUAUGUGUAAAGUGCUUAGAAACUUAGAACAAAGAAAAAUAGAAAAAUCGCAAAACUUGAAAAUUAACUACCUAAACUUAGUAAAUUUAAAUGCUACUAAAAUAAUUAAGUUAAAAAGCUUCCGCUAAUUAAAAUAAAAAGUGAAUCAAGUAAGUUUGUGUAAGAUAAAAAAUAAUUUAAAAAAAUAAAAAAUAAAAAUUUAAAUUUCAUAACAAUUAUAAAUAAAUAACUAGAAAGUACGCGUGGUUUUUGGUUGGUUCAAAGUGAGUGCGGAAUAAAAAUUUCAAUAAAUUGUAAGUGAAAAGUAAAUUAGUUAAUAAUAAAAUUAAAACUACACACAAAAAACAAUGUAAUAAUUUUAUUAAAGCUAUCAUUGUAAGAAAAAAGUAAUUUCAUAAAAAUAGCUGUAAUAGUAAAAGCAUGCACAGUGUGUUGUAUAAGUGUUAAAACUUAGUAAAAAAAAAAUAUUAUAAAAAAUAAAGAAAAAUUGCAAAAAUGUAAUAGCCUGCGUGGUGGUCACUCAAGUGUUAAAAUUCACAAAAAACCAACAAUAACAAAAAAAUUGUAAUAUUAAUAAUUGUGUUAUUAAGCAGGCGAAAUAACUACGUUAAAAGCAUUUGCUGCAGCACGAGAAUGGGUAUGCCGCACGCAAAAGGCUAAAAGUCCGCGCUAUUUGCUCAAUUACAUGUCCCCGAACAAUGUGCGACGACACUGCGUAUGAGCAACAAUGCCCCGCAUACUGAGGCACAGCUGUUGCAAGGACACUAACAGAUUAAUUGCCAGCGUCGGCUCUAGCGUGGCGCGCACUUAAAGAUACAUCCGCUAUUAAAAAUAAAUAAUAAUACAGUCGCCAAACUUGGACGACAUUGGAAUUUGCGCAAAAUGCCGCUGCGGAACACCGAGUAUAACGCAGCAAACGAAGCAGUGGCUUGGCGUGGCCAUGUCACAGCACUGAGCGCAGAGCUAAUGCCCGCGAUGCUGGUGAAGCAGUUGACUUGUGAAUUCAUUAAGAAUGCAUGGCAAGUAAUAACGGCAACGCAGCCAUUGGCAAUAACAAGAGCAAGAAAUUUCGCUGAACUGACUGCGAAGCCGUUGAAGAAUGAAGCCAAGGAGACAAAGGCGUCCAAUACAAAAGCGAUAGCGCAAAUUGUGGCAGUGAAGUAGAGUAAAGAGAAGUAAAAGUAAAAGACAAAAACUUUAAGCAGAAGAUACAAAAUAUACAAAAUCGCUGGAACUUAGUUAACAAGUAAUAUUAAAGCAACAAAAUUUAGUAAUAAAAGCAACGAAACAACUGGUUACAGAGUUGCCAGUUAAUUUGAAAUACAAAUUUCAACUUUCAGAAAAAAUGUUUUCUGAAGAUAAACAACUGCUGAACGCUGAAAUCUUUCGAAGAAUUUCUUAGAAAAAAUUCGAAAAAAUUGUUCAUCAAGCAACUCAGCUGGAACAGCAAGUCAAGUGGGUUAUGUUUUAACGGUAACAAAAAAAAUAAUCUAAAAUAAUAAUAAAAAAAAUUAGUAAUCUAAUCAAUAACAGUAAAUAAUAUAAAGUAUAAACAACGAAAUUGAAAAAUUUAAUUUCACCAAAUAUUCGAAACAAUCAAAUAACGCGCUAAAACAACACAAAUAAAACAACAAUAAAAUUUAAUAGAAAAUCAAACAACAAAAUAUUGGCGCAAAUUAUACAAAAGCGAAGACGAAAAACCGCAACACAAAACGACAAAAGCAAAAAAAGAAAAAAAAACUCCUCAACAAAUCUAGAAAACCAAAGCAAAGGAAACGAAUAAACACGCAACGAGACAACACCGUAAACCAACAAAAAUAAAAAACAAAAAAUCUAUCAAGAUGAGUGAUGACCAAACAACGCCCAAUGAUGAUAAAGUUGCCAAACAUCAAGUCGUUGCCUACACACAAAAAUCGCAAAUCAAACACGAGAAUCGUCACAUACAAUUGGUGCGUGAGUAUGGCUUCCAUCCGCGGACGAAGGCGACUGUCGAGGAUGGCGACGUGUUGCCAAAGAAAUUCGAGCCGUUUCCGGAGAAUAUGUACGGCAAACCACUGGAGGAAAUUGAUAAUUUCAUCUAUGAAGAGACAUUCUGUGUGGUCUCCAAACGUUUUCGUAAAAACUACAUACACCGCUUCACCGGUACGAAGAGUCUCUUCCUUUUCCAUCCAUGGAGUACGGCGCGUCGUGUCUGCGUCUACAUAGCAACGAAUCAAUUCUUCGACUACUGCGUCAUGGCCACAAUUCUGUUCAAUUGCAUUUUUUUAGCUAUGACCGAGACGGUGGAAGAAGCCGAAUACAUCUUCCUUGCAAUUUAUUCCAUUGAAAUGGUGAUUAAAAUCGUUGCCAAAGGCUUCCUACUCAACAAGUACACCUAUCUGCGCAAUCCAUGGAAUUGGCUGGAUUUCGUGGUUAUAACUAGUGGUUAUGCCACUAUCGGCAUGGAGGUGGGCAAUCUGGCCGGUUUACGUACAUUUCGCGUGUUGCGCGCCCUAAAGACUGUUUCAAUAAUGCCAGGACUAAAGACUAUCAUUAAUGCACUCUUGCACUCAUUUCGCCAAUUGGCCGAGGUCAUGACAUUAACCAUUUUUUGCUUAAUGGUCUUCGCACUAUUCGCACUGCAGGUUUACAUGGGUGAACUGAGAAAUAAGUGUGUUAGAAAUCUUCCAGACGAUUGGGUUAAUACCACAGACUUGGAGUGGCGCAGCUGGAUCAACGACACAGACAACUGGCUGUACGAUGACGAGGAAAUGCCAAUGCUUUGUGGCAAUCUGACUGGCGCUCGCCACUGCCCUACGGAUUACACUUGCCUUUGUGUGGGUGAGAAUCCAAAUCACGGUUAUACGAAUUUCGAUAACUUUAUGUGGUCCAUGCUAACAACCUUCCAGUUGAUUACAUUGGACUAUUGGGAGAACGUGUACAAUAUGGUAUUGGCCACAUCUGGUCCCAUGAGUGUGUCAUUUUUUACCGUGGUUGUGUUUUUUGGCUCAUUUUAUUUAAUUAAUCUAAUGUUAGCCGUAGUUGCACUAAGUUACGAGGAAGAAGCCGAAAUCACAAAUGAAGAACGCAAGAAAGACUUAUUGGAUCAUCGCGAUGAUUCAACAUUUAGCUUCGACCCGUCCGUUUUAAAUGUUAAAAAAUUAAAUAAGAACAAUAAAAAGAAGAUCGAUUCGCGUAAGGGUGUACUGCUAGCGUCGUACAGUAAAAAGAAGACACGUCGAAAAAAGGUUAAAGGUGGAAAAGACGGUGCCAACAACAAUAAUGAUAGCAACGGAAAUGGCCAAAAUAAAAGUAGAUCCGUUACGCCCAGCCCCGGUCCAAGUCCACGUCAUAGCAAUGCUGAACGUCCCAAACAGCUGCAGCUGCAGCUCACCACCACCCCUCAACAGCAGCAGCAGCAGCAACAAUUAUUGCCAACUACACCUAUUGCCCAACAACAGCAACAACUUAACGAACAACAACAAAUAUCACAAGCAACACCACAAGCGCUAACACCGAAAGAAGCGCAGACUGCACGCACACGUAUUUGCUUCCAAGAAGAUGGCAAUAAAAAUCCAAAUAUGCUAUAUCCAUCCGAUUAUAAAGGCCAAUUGCUGCCUGGUAGCCGUCAGGCCAGUUCCAAUUCGAGUGGUGUAAAUCGUGAGUCAUCACAAGACGAUUCCGGUGUGGUGGAUGAUCAUGAAGAGCAGGAAGCCGGCACCGAAAUGGUGAAUGUAUCCACAGUGGAGCUGCCAAAUGAGUUGACCUCCGUUACGUUGGCGCUGUCGCCGCGUGAGGUGCGUCUCAUCAAGUGCAAUGGCAACAUUGCACGCAUUAAGAAGCAUAACAUUUAUGCGCUGCAUCAGGAAUUUUCCUCGGAAAUUGUGGUGAUCGAUGAUCUUCCCGAUCGUAAUUGUGAUAGAUGCAUACAAUGUUGCGUCAACUAUGAAGGUUGGCUGCAGUUUCAAAACUGUCUCUAUAAGGUGGUGCGUGAUCCACUCUUCGAAUUAGCUAUAACACUUUGCAUAGUAUUAAACACGGCAUUUCUAGCCAUGGAGCAUCAUGGCAUGAGUGAGAACUUUCGCAAUGCAUUAGACGUAGGAAAUAAAGUUUUUACAUCGAUUUUCACAUUCGAAUGCAUCAUUAAAUUAAUGGCAUUGUCGAAGGAUUUUUUUCUAUGCGGCUGGAACAUAUUCGAUCUGAUAAUUGUGACAGCCAGUUUAUUAGACAUAAUAUUUGAGUUGGUGGAUGGUCUUAGUGUGUUGCGGGGCUUGCGUUUGCUCCGCGUGCUCAAGCUAGCACAAUCGUGGACCACAAUGAAGGUCCUGCUCAGCAUUAUCAUAUCGACAAUAGGUGCUUUGGGUAAUCUAACCCUGAUUUUAGUUAUAGUCAUAUAUAUUUUCGCUGUGAUCGGUAUGCAAUUGUUUUCGAAAGAUUACACACCCGAAAAAUUCGAUCCAGACCCAGUGCCAAGGUGGAAUUUUAAUGAUUUUUUCCAUUCGUUUAUGAUGAUAUUUCGCAUUUUGUGUGGUGAGUGGAUUGAACCGCUGUGGGAUUGUAUGCGUGCGGAGGAGGAGCAAGGCGCCUCAUCGUGCUUUGCUAUAUUUUUGCCAACGUUGGUCAUGGGCAAUUUCAUGGUGCUUAACUUGUUCUUGGCGUUGUUGCUCAACAGUUUCAAUUCGGAGGAAUUGAAAUCGAAAAAAGAGAUAUUCAAAAAGAAGGAAGUCGGCGAAGAGUCGAAAUUGGCGCGCAGCAUCGAGCGUGUACGCGAUCUGAUACGCAAGAAGCGACAGGAGCGUAAAGAGCGCAAGGAACGCAAAUAUGCGACCAAGUUUCAGCAGAUUGUCAUGGAGGCGCAGCAGGCGGCGGCGCAGGUUAUCGAAAAGCCGAGCUUGUUAACCGAGACGAAACUGCAUCGGUUGAGUUAUCAGGAGUCCAUGAAUCGGCCGGUGUCCGGUUCGGAUUUCGGCUUUCAAAUACCGUUGAAGGAUGCGCUGCACACGAUCGUUGACGGUGUGGAGAGUGAGCAUGAGCUUUCCGAGCAUCAGCAACUUCAUCAACAACAACAACAACAACACUUGCAAUCGCCCACACAGCUGCAACAACAGCAACACUACAUGCUACUGCAGCAGCAACAACAGCAGCAGCAGCAACAACAAUUGCAUCAUAUGCAAUUACAGCAGCAAGCGCCCUCCUUCGAUGGCAUUACAACAACUACAAGCUCCUGCCAAUUAGACAAUAAUAGUCGCAACGAUUACAAUACGCUUUAUCCGCAAGCGGAACGUCGUCUGCUGCAUCAAGUGUCUUCCGGUUUCGGCACCCAACACAACGAUUCGCGCGAUGAGCCCACAUACACCGAGUCCAUUGAGUUACGCCUUAUGGGCCAAUACAAUUCGACUGACACCGAUCCGUAUGCGAAUGAUCAGCGUAGCGGUUCGUUUAUGCGUGGCGAUUCACUGCAGGACACAUCGUCGCGCCGCUACUGCAGCGACGAACAUGACGAGGCGUAUUUGCAGUAUCAGAAGUCGUUGCUGACGCGUUCGCCCAGCUAUCGCAAGUCAUUGGAUCGCUUGUCGCAAUCGAGUGAUCAGUCGCAGCGUUCGCUGAUACCAUCGCGUAGUCUCAAGUCUGAUGACGACUUGCAUUUGGGUGUGCGACGACACUCGAGUGGUCACUCGCUGAACACCAUAUCUAUGGAGCACGACGAGCUGCUCUCGCAUCAGGGUAAUUUGCGCGAUGAACUGCUGAACUGUGAGCACAAGGAGCUGUUCCAAUUUCUGCAAGAUGAUGCGGAUAAUAGCAACAAUUAUUUCAGCGAAACCGUUGGUUAUGGUUCGGCGUAUGUUGAUGCCGACACAGAUUCGCUGAUUGUCGAUGGGCGUAAGGAGGAACGCAAGCCGUCGACCAGCAGCAUCAAAUCGAAUUUAAGCUAUAUCUCCAACUCGAUAAUGCAGCAGAUAGAGCAGCGUCGCAAUGGCAGUCAUGCGUCAAGCAAUGGUAAUGGACACGACAAUGAGGUGCUGCCGUUGGUCGAGCAUUCCGAGUUCGAUAAUAUCAUACAGAGUUUCGAGAAAGAGUUGGAGGAGAUUAAACGCUCAACCACGUCGUUGGAACGUCGCUUGUCCACACUCUCAGAACCCUCGCCUGCCGCCGACGAAGCCAAUAAAGCCAUACUCGAUCAUAUUGCGGUCAUAACGGGCGCCUCCGAGCGUUCAGCCGCUGAUGAGGUUGUACACCCACUCAACCCUUAUGAUAGUUAUGACCUAUCGACCGUGCCGCGUCGCCAACACCCACUACUGACGAGCACCGAUCGCAAUUCGGUGAAGAUAAAGCGUCGCAGCCUUGAGAAGCAACGGAAGAUCGACGAAGACUUUAGCAUAUCAAAUGAAAUACGCAAAAUCUGUGAUCAAAUACAUGCGCCAUUCGUGACCAUCGAAUCGAUGGCUGUGGCCGCCACGGUGACAGCGGCCGCAAAAUCGCCAUUUGCACGCCACAAGAGCGAUCAGUUUGCGGCACAAUUUGAUCGCUUCAAGCGAUUAUCGCUCAUCGAACGUGUCGAUGAAGUACCUGAAGAGGAGAAACCCAUAUCAACGCUGCGCAUGGAGUCGGAGAAAUUGCCACGCAAGUGCCUCACCACAGACGCCAUCCGACUUGAUAGCCUCUCAUUGAAAAGCACCAAUUCAUAUGAGAAUUUGCUAAUACAAAAGCAACAAUUGAGCCGUCAACAGAGUAAUCAACGUGGUGAUGCCGGCUCAUUGUCAUCGUCCGGUGUGGCUGUACCACCAACGCCACCGACAUCGCUCAAGUCGCAGCUCGAACCGCCAACACUAGCACAAAUAUCCUCAAUCAAGACCACGCCGCCGCUAGCGGCACUCACUGAGCACCAACAACAUUACCACGCCUCGAAAAUACAUGACCCACCACCACCACCACUACUACUACCAUCACAACACCAAUUACUUCCGUCAGCAACAAGAACCAACAUUUCCACAACUUGCACCACCACCACCACCACGACCAUCCGCCCAAGGGCUGCCGGCGAUGUGGGCGAUAUGCGCGCCAAACGCUUCGCCGAGCAUCCUCAAUCGACUCUAGACAAAGCCGCUUCCUUUCAAUCCACACGCACUGAAUCGCAUAGUUCAUGCGGUGGCGGCAUAGCCGAUACCAGUUCGGUACUGGCACUAGGUUAUUGCGUGCCGGAUGCGCGCCCAUCUGCGAGCGGUGCUAUGGUUGCGGAGAGCGCCGAACCAACACAGAAGUCGGCGUUCUCGCGUUUGACAGAAAAACCAUGGCAUUGUCUGGUCUCCUACGUAGACGAUCUCACAGUAGGUGGGAGACGUAACUCGCAGGGAGCAUACAAUGAUCCCAUGACUUUUCCAAGUUUCGGACAAUCGAAAACACCGAAAGUGCCAGACGAUUGCUUCCCGCAGAAGUGUUACGAGCACUUCUACUUCCGCUGUCCAUGGUUCAUGUCGUGCAUGGACACGAAGAGCGCCAAACAUUGGACACGCAUAAGGACGGCUGUCUUGGCGGUUGUCGAUACUCCAGCCUUUGAGUGGUUUGUGCUAGUGCUCAUAUUCGCGUCGAGCAUCACACUCUGUUUCGAGGACAUCUACUUGGAUAGCAAUAAGACACUGAAGCGUAUACUCUAUUGGACGAAUUUCUCAUUUUGUCUGAUCUUUGUCGUUGAAAUGGUUUUGAAAUGGCUAGCGUUGGGGUUUUCCAAAUAUUUUACGAGUUUUUGGACAAUAUUGGAUUUCAUUAUAGUCUUCGUCUCCGUAUUCUCAUUGCUCAUUGAGGAGAAUGAGAAUCUCAAGGUUUUGCGUUCGCUACGCACAUUGAGAGCUUUACGUCCGCUACGCGCCAUAUCACGGUGGCAAGGAAUGCGAAUUGUAGUAAAUGCUCUCAUGUAUGCAAUACCGUCAAUUUUUAAUGUACUUUUAGUUUGUUUAGUCUUUUGGUUGAUAUUUUCCAUAAUGGGUGUACAAUUUUUCGGUGGUAAAUUUUUCAAAUGCCUUGACGAUGAUGGUGAAUUGCUGCCAGUGACGGAAGUGAACGACAAAGCCGAUUGCAUUAAACAAAAUUACACCUGGAUCAAUUCGAAGAUCACUUUCGAUCAUGUCGGCAUGGGCUAUCUGGCGCUGCUGCAAGUGGCCACCUUCGAAGGUUGGAUGGAGGUGAUGGCCGAUGCAGUGGACGCACGCGGCGUCGAUCUGCAGCCACAACGCGAAGCGAAUCUCUAUGCCUACAUUUACUUUGUGAUCUUCAUUGUUUGCGGCUCAUUCUUCACGCUCAAUCUAUUCAUUGGAGUUAUUAUCGAUAAUUUCAAUAUGCUCAAGAAGAAGUAUGAAGGAGGAGUGUUGGAAAUGUUUCUCACCGAAUCUCAAAAACACUAUUACACCGCCAUGAAAAAGUUGGGACGAAAAAAACCACAGAAAGUCAUUAAGCGACCAAUAAAUCAUUUUUUAGCAAUGUUUUAUGAUUUAUCAAAUUCGAGAAGAUUCGAAAUAGCCAUAUUUGUAUUGAUUUUUUUAAAUAUGUUAACAAUGGGUAUCGAGCACUACAAUCAACCGCAUUCUGUGUUUUUCAUACUCGAAGUAAGCAAUGCAUUUUUUACCACCGUCUUUGGUCUGGAGGCGAUCGUCAAGAUCAUCGGUUUGCGUUAUCACUACUUUACUGUGCCAUGGAACGUAUUCGAUUUCCUACUUGUACUCGCCUCAAUUUUCGGCAUCCUCAUGGAGGAUAUCAUGAUCGAUUUGCCCAUCAGCCCAACCCUAUUGCGUGUGGUACGCGUCUUUCGCAUCGGUCGUAUACUGCGUCUUAUUAAAGCGGCCAAGGGUAUACGUAAACUAUUGUUCGCUUUAGUUGUCUCACUGCCGGCGCUAUUUAAUAUUGGCGCUCUACUGGGAUUGAUCACCUUCAUCUAUGCUAUAUUGGGCAUGUCACUGUUCGGCCAUGUUAAGCUGCAGGGCGCCUUAGAUGAUAUGGUGAACUUUCAGACAUUCGGACGCAGCAUGCAGCUGUUGUUUCGGCUAAUGACCUCCGCUGGUUGGAAUGAUGUGCUGGAAUCACUGAUGAUUCAACCACCCGAUUGCGAUCCCUUCUUCAAUAAGCAAACAAAUGGAGACUGCGGCCAUCCACUUCUGGCCAUCACCUAUUUUACUAGUUUCAUUAUAAUCAGUUAUAUGAUUGUGAUUAACAUGUACAUUGCAAUUAUUUUGGAGAAUUUCAAUCAGGCACAUCAAGAGGAAGAGAUCGGUAUUGUCGAAGACGAUUUGGAAAUGUUCUAUAUCAGAUGGUCCAAAUACGACCCACACGCUACACAAUUCAUACACUUUGGUCAACUUUCGGAUUUCAUUGCCUCGCUCGAUCCACCGCUUGGCAUUUCGAAGCCCAACACUGUAGCGUUGGUCUCAUUCAAUUUGCCGAUAUCGAGGGGUAAUAAAAUUCAUUGCCUUGAUAUAUUACACGCACUAGUCAAACAUGUGUUGGGUCAUGUUGAGGAGACGGACAACUUUAAGCAGUUGCAGGAACAAAUGGACGUGAAAUUCAAGAAGCAAUUCCCCACGCGCAAAGAGUUGGAAAUUGUUUCGUCGACACGUAUAUGGAAGCGUCAGGAGAAGGCGGCCAAAACUAUACAGAAUGCCUGGCGUGAAUAUCAACGCAUGAAGAAGGAGAAGGAACGCUCAAACUCGGGUGACAGCAUGACGCAGACAUCAAGCCCCGGCGGAUGGCAGUCCAAACUGUCAGCGCUCAAUUUCUUCCAUCUGCAAGUCAGUCGUCGUGGCACACAAUGCUCCAGCCGCGCAUCCUCACGCAAGUCUUCACGCGCCUCUGACGCCUCCGAUCUAAGCGAACUGGCCGGCCCCUGGCUAAAUCUGCCGCUAAUGUUGGUCUCUGGCGCCGAUGAUGUGGUGAAAGACAUCAAACAGCAAAGCGAGGAGCUUGGCAAGCGUCCUAUUUCUAGAAUGUCCUCUUGUCUCUCCCUAACAUAUGAGUCAUUGCUAGCAGACAUGGUCUCAAACGUUUUACAAAGUGGCUCACAGUCAAGUGAUUUAGAUUUAUUAGCAAAUCACAAUGAUUGUGAAAGAGGCAUCUCACCAAUAACAACAGCAAUUUCCUCCACAACCAUAGCCACCGAUAGACAAACCUUACAACAACAGCAACUACAGCAACAACAACAAUCAGCAUUACCAACGCAAAUAGCGCCAACGCCAACACGUAAACGUGCCACGAGUUUUAUACGUAAAAAGCCACCGCUUGAAAGAGCCGAUGGUUCAGCACCGGAAGUGAUCGUUACGAAACCAUCGCCCGAGCAGCAAUCGGGUCCGUUGGGUUUAAGGCCGGAAAAUUCAACUUUGGUGCAUGUGUUGGUGCAUCGGGAGAGUGAGGAGUACAAGGAGGAGGAGGAUGAGGAGUUGGAAGGCGGUGGUAUGUCCCCAGUUGGUGUAAUUGACAAAUACAAACCACCACAAAUACAUAUUAGUCCCGGCUCUGAAGAUAUACGUUUCGAUGAGCUGUUACCAAUGCAAAUGCCGGUCGUACAAAUAAUGGUGGAUAGUCCCAAAGAGCCACCACGUGGUGAUUUCUCUGAAGACUUUCCAGCGACAACAACACACGUUUACGAUUACUAUCCACCCACUGGUGAGCAGCUAGUUACGGAGGAAACUGCAAUCGGACCAACGGUGGAGAUUUCACCAGCCACACCGAUCGAUUUGAAUGCACCUAUCGAUGUGAAUAUACAGGGCGACACAUCGAAAGUAUUCUACGAUUAUAAUCCACAGGAUGCCAAUGAAAUCAUUGUGUUGGAGACAUUAACCGAGGAGUCACCCAAAUCCGAAGAACUACCGCUACCACUACAAGCUGUACUGCCGGCGUUAUCAACUGCGACAACACCAACUUGUGUAACGGCCAUACCAACAACAACAGGCAUGCACGAGAGCAGCAGCAGCAGCGCCAGUGAGAGUGGUACACCUGAAGAAGGUGACCGCGCGGUAAGAUGACCUUCACUACAAACAGCACCGGUGACCGAGAGCUCCGGCUCGUCGAGCACCAGUUGCUGUAGCUCACGACCCAUGUCGACGUACAGUUCCACGUCGGCGGCCGAUGCCUGUGCGGUGCCAGAAAUGCCAAAGGAUAAUGAAACGCCGACGUCGCAGCCGCCGCCAACAACAACAAUGUCACCUACUGCUUCCACAUCAACGGCGGCGGCGGCGGCGGCGAUAGUCACUGCCACCAGUGACCCGAAUGCACAGGAUCAGCAAGCGCUUGGCGCUCAGGCCAAUGCCGCAACGAAAUCCGAACACACACACGGCAGUUGACAAUCUCGAGCAUGAGGAUUGUUGCCCGCCAUCUGUCGUUGCGCCAAAUUAGCUAUCAAAUAUGCGAUUAGUACAAGCUGUUGAUAUGCAUACCAUUAAGUACUCACACACACACACACCCAUACACACGCGUGUUUCCAUAUUCGUUAAUGCUUCAAAUACAAACACACAUACAUACAUACAUAAAAUAUAUGAAUUGUUCCAUUUGCUAAAAUCCAGAUUUGUAAUGUAGUCGGUGGGUGUCACAGGCAUUACAAAAAUAAAAACAAAAACAAAAAUGCAUUAUUUAGAAAUAAUUAGCAUAAAAUAUUUAUGUAUGUAGUUGUUAUGUGAGCGUACAAAACGUAAACCAAUAAAUAGCAUAUGCAGCAAAAAUUAGUAUAAAAAACAAAAAUAAAAACAAAAACCAAAUUUAACAUACAAGGAAAUCAAAUGUUAACAAUUACAAAACAAUAGUCAGUACAGGCAGUAAAUAGCAGCUAAGUUCAAGUAUUUAGUCUAAGUUGCGUCACAAUUGCAAUGAGCGCGUAUGUUGAAAUACUUACAGUUAAUUUAGCGGUAUAAAUUUAUAUAUAGGCUUAAUAUACAUACACAAACAGAGAAAAUAUAUAAUAGAUAUAUAUAUAUAUAUAGAUAUGACUUUGUACAUACAUAUGUAUACUAAAAAAAUAUUUGAGGUUAAAUAUGCCGUUGUUGUUAUUUAGAGAGGUUGUUGCAUUUUUGUAUGUACAUAAAUGUAAGUAGUUAUAUACAUAUGUAUAUAAUAAUAUAUGUAUGUAUAUGUAUUUGUAAGUAGCAAAAUCAGUAAUUAUAAAAGAGGGCUUAAUUUUAGCUAGCUCUUAGUUGUACAUACAUGCAUUUGAAACAUUAAAAAUUUCAUUAAAAAUAUAAUAUUAACAAUUUUGGUGCAAAUAUUUCAAUUUAGAGCACUACAAAAAUUAU